Larimichthys crocea (large yellow croaker) is the source of this 1959-nucleotide messenger RNA. It is a transcript of the gene ilk, whose product is annotated as integrin-linked kinase. Gene Ontology annotation, molecular function: protein binding; protein serine/threonine kinase activity; ATP binding. The transcript is spliced from 13 exons. The record is from RefSeq and is a predicted model, not a curated record. Lineage: Eukaryota; Metazoa; Chordata; Actinopteri; Sciaenidae. Bases 224 to 1582 code for a protein of 452 amino acids. Gene Ontology annotation, cellular component: focal adhesion; stress fiber. Gene Ontology annotation, biological process: protein phosphorylation; cell-matrix adhesion; integrin-mediated signaling pathway.
GUAGCAGAGCUCCUCUAACUUCUCACCAGUAGCCCACAUCAGCUCUGAGGAGCGGGGCGUGGACUCAGUCCGACUGUUCUACUCCAGAGUCUGAGGAGACGACCGAAAAAAAAAGAAGAAGGAGCGGACCAGAAACCGAUCGAUUCACAGCUGGCUACAUGUUCCUGAUCUCCAAACUUUUUCAAGGAGUGUACAGUGAAGAGAGGCAGCCUACAGCAUAACCAUGGAUGACAUCUUCACACAGUGUCGAGAAGGGAACUCCGUGGCCGUUCGCCUGUGGUUGGACAACACAGAGAAUGACCUCAACUUGGGUGACGACCACGGCUUCAGCCCCCUCCACUGGGCAUGCAGGGAAGGGAGGAGUGGCGUCGUUGACAUGCUCAUCAUGAGAGGCGCUCGUAUUAACGUGAUGAACCGUGGAGAUGACACCCCACUGCAUCUCGCCUCAAGUCACGGACACAGAGACAUCGUGGCUAAGCUGAUUCAGUGCAAAGCUGACCCCAAUACUGUCAACGAGCAUGGAAACACACCGCUCCACUACGCCUGCUUCUGGGGCCAAGAUGAAGUGGCAGAGGACUUGGUAGCCAGUGGUGCCCAAGUGUGCGUAUGUAACAGGUAUGGACAGACACCUCUGGACAAGGCCAAGCCUCACCUAAGACAGCUGCUCCAAGAAAAAGCAGAGAAAAUGGGCCAGAGUAUGACCAAAGUCCCCUAUAAGGAAACUUUCUGGAAGGGCACCAUGCGAACACGACCUCGUAAUGGUACCCUCAACAAGCAGGCUGGCAUUGAUUAUAAGCAGCUUUCGCUUCUGGCAAAGAUCAAUGAGAACCAGUCCGGAGAGUUAUGGCAGGGUCGGUGGCAGGGAGACGAGAUUAUAGUGAAGGUGCUGCAGGUGAGAGACUGGACCACCAGGAAGAGCAGAGACUUCAACGAGGAGCAUCCGAAACUCAGGAUCUUUUCUCAUCCAAACAUUCUGCCUGUGCUCGGGGCCUGUCAGGCACCUCCAUCCCCUCACCCUAUCAUCAUUACCCACUACAUGCCGUACGGAUCCCUCUUCAACAUACUCCACCAGGGCACUACUCUGGUGGUGGACCAAAGCCAGGCAGUAAAGUUUGCAUUGGACAUUGCCAGCGGCAUGGCUUUCCUGCACACCUUAGAACCAAUGGUUUCACGGCUUUACCUCAACAGUAAACAUGUCAUGAUUGAUGAGGACAUGACAGCCAGAAUAAGCAUGGCAGAUGCGAAGUUCUCCUUCCAGUGUCCUGGUCGUAUGUACUCUCCAGCAUGGAUGGCCCCUGAAGCCCUGCAGAAGAGGCCCGAGGACAUAAACAGGAGAUCUGCUGAUAUGUGGAGCUUCUCUGUGUUACUGUGGGAGCUGGUUACCAGGGAGGUCCCCUUUGCUGACCUCUCACACAUGGAGAUAGGCAUGAAGGUGGCUCUCGAAGGUCUCCGGCCAACCAUUCCUCCGGGCAUUUCACCUCAUAUCUGUAAGCUUAUGAGGCUCUGCAUGAAUGAAGACCCAGCCAAGAGACCCAAGUUUGACAUGAUCGUCCCCAUCCUGGAAAAGAUGCAAGACAAGUGAAUGCAUUCGCGUUCGAUUUGUACACUCCUGUUAUAGCUUUUUUUUUUAUCAUCAAACCACUCUGUAUCUUCACUUAAAUCAUGUAUCUGCUAAGCCACUGUAAAUAAUGUCAAAGACCACUUCAGCUACACAAUUCAAACAAUAAGUAUUAUAUUGCUUUUCUUGUAUAAUUUAAAUUCGAGGUAUAAAUGUUCUUUAGCUUGACUAUGUUGCUCUUUUAUGGAAAUCUGUUCAUUGAAAACACUGGCAAACCUUUUGCUCCAGUGUGUUCAGUGAGGAGUUGGACAGAAACAGAUCCAAAUAAAUGUGUAUAGAAACAAUACUUUUAUACAUGUUAGCGAAAACCAAUGCAAUAAAUGUUUUAUAUUUAUGACAAA